Molecule: messenger RNA, 8158 nt
Organism: Stegostoma tigrinum
Lineage: Eukaryota; Metazoa; Chordata; Chondrichthyes; Orectolobiformes; Stegostomatidae
Product: rap guanine nucleotide exchange factor 6-like
Exons: 30
Coding region: 566-5539 (1657 amino acids)
Biological process (GO): positive regulation of ERK1 and ERK2 cascade; small GTPase-mediated signal transduction
Molecular function (GO): protein binding; guanyl-nucleotide exchange factor activity
Source: RefSeq, a predicted model, not a curated record
AUGUUGCUGCUGUCGCUGCCUCAUUUUGUAGUUUGAUUGACAGCGGCGCUCGGAGCCCGGAGCGCGCGGCUCCGAUUGACGGCGGCCUCUCGCCUCUUUUUGUCAAAGUUGGCAGUUGGUGGUUUGAGGGAGAAAUCAUGGAGGAGGAAUAAUUACGACAACCCCUGAAUCCAAACUCAUCCGUGACUCCGAACAGCUAUGGGGCUGGGCGUCCGUCUGUACAUGUAAACGUGUGAGGAGGAGAAAAGUUUUUUUUGAAGGUGAACAAAAGUUGUCUGGCACAAUUACUUAGAGUUCUCCAUAGGCGGCGAUUCGUUCUGAGGACACUUGAAAGGGGGCGAAAUAAAAAAAAGUGCAUAUUUAUUUCCAUUUCUGUUUUGGGCGAUGGAGAGAGUCGGUGUGAAGAUGUGCCGGUGCCGGAACGUGCAGCUUUCCCUCAGCGUUUGAGCGGCCACCUCGAGGAUAUUUAACAGCCGUUUACCUUGAAGCGGCUGAAUUUCCGGAUUUUUUUUAUUGGAAGAUUUCUUGCUUUGGCUUAGAGACACUGUUCAACUUCUGAGGAAUAAUGACUUCCUACGUGGAUCAGCUUUUCAAACAGGUCUUGAUGAAGAAGCCUUCAGAAAGAAGCCAGCAGGAUUUAGAAAUUAUAUAUUCUCACCUCCAUGGCAUGGAUGUGCUGUCUAAUUUGAGGGAGCAUCAGCUCAGAUUGAUGUGCACAAUGGUACGAUAUGAAAAGCAUGAUGCCAAUGAGGUCUUAUUUUAUCCUGAUAGUGUUGCAACUUGCUGGUACAUCCUCCUUUCAGGAUCUGUAUUUAUCAAAGAAUCGAUGUUUUUGCCACGUUGCAGUUUUGGCAAGCAGACUGCUGGAAGCUUAAGACGAGGCUGUGAAUGUAUCGUUUUAGAGACUUCAGAAAUGAUUGUGGUUGAAAAUGUCAGUGAGAAUGAAGAGAAAAAUCUACAGAGGGAAGUCACCAACCGACAGUCUCGUCGGCGCUUCAGGAAGAUCAACUCGAAAGGAGAGCGGCAAACAAUCACAGACAAUGUGGAUUCCUACCACACUGACCGACCUCAUCAGACCAGCACUUAUCACAUGCUUCCUGCAGAUCUUUCCAAGAUGCACCUCACAGACAAUCCACACCCACAGGUGACACAUGUCCCUUCCAGCCAGUCCGGGUGCAGUAUUGCCAGUGACUCUGGGAGCAGCAGCCUGUCGGAUAUCUAUCAGGCUACAGAGAGUGAAAUGGGGGAUGUGGAUCUUACAGGUCUUCCUGAAACAGCUGUGGAUUCUGAAGAAGAGGAAGAAGAUGAAGAAGAUAUUGAUCGAGCAUCUGAUCCACUGAUGGGCAGGGAUGUCGUUAGAGAGUGUUUGGAGAAGGAUCCAGCAGACCGAACUGACGAUGAUAUUGAACAAUUGCUGGAGUUUAUGCAUCAGCUCCCUGCUUUUGCCAACAUGACUAUGUUUGUCAGACGUGAACUGUGCUCAGUCAUGAUCUUUGAAGUAGUAGAACAUGCAGGAGCAAUAAUAACUGAUGAUGGAAAAGAGUUGGAGUCCUGGUAUGUUAUUCUAAAUGGCUCAGUGGAAAUCACCGAUCCUCAUGGAAGAACUGAAACACUUUGCAUGGGGAACAGUUUUGGUAUUUCCCCAUCUUUAGAGAAACAAUAUAUGAAGGGAAUUGUUAGGACGAAAACAGAUGAUUGUCAGUUUGUAAGCAUAGCUCAGCAGGACUACUGCAGGAUUCUGAAUCAAGUGGAGAGGAACACUCACAAAGUUGAGGAGGAAGGGGAGAUAGUCAUGGUGAAAGAACAUAGAGAAUUGGACCGUAGUGGAACAAGGAAAGGACACAUUGUUAUAAAGGGAACACCAGACAGACUUAUUAGGCAUCUGGUUGAAGAGCACUCCAUCGUGGAUCCCACAUACAUAGAGGAUUUCUUAUUAACAUGUAGAACAUUUCUGUCAAGCCCCAUGGAAGUUGGAGAAAAAUUACUGGAGUGGUUUCAAAUUGAUAGCCUUCGGGACAAGGUUACGCGAGUUGUGCUGUUGUGGGUGAACAAUCACUUCAAUGAUUUUGAAGGGGAUCCUGCCAUGACCAAUUUUCUAGAGGAGUUUGAAAAUAAGUUAGAAACUGCAAAAAUGAAAGGGCAUCUCAGGUUGUUAAAUAUUGCGUGUGCUGCUAAAGCCAAAUGGAGGCAGAUAACUUUGUUAAAGCCUUCAAGAGAAUCCCCAUUGUAUUUCACUUUGCUUGGUGGCAGUGAGAGAGGAUUUGGUAUUUUUGUGGAAAGCGUGGAGGCAGGCAGUAAAGCUGCUGAGGCUGGUAUCAAGCGAGGAGACCAGAUUAUGGAAGUAAAUGGGCAGAACUUUGAGAAUAUACAGUUCACAAAAGCGCAAGAUAUUCUGAGAACUAACACACAUCUGUCUAUCACUGUGAAGACCAACAUUUUUGUUUUUAAGGAGUUAUUAAAUAGGUUAAUUCAGGAGAAAAAAAACGGGGCUCCUCACAUGCCUAAGAUUGCAGAGAAAAAGGGGAAUCGUUACUCGCAUCCAGAUUUGCACAGAGAUAUGGAACAAAUGUUUCCUUCCGAGAAGGGUAACAAGAAGAUGAAAGCAAACACAGUAUCAGGUGGUCGCAACAAAAUCCGGAAAAUACUUGACAAAACACGUUUCAGCAUCUUGCCACCAAAGCCAUUCAGUGAUGCUGGUGUGAGCCAGUCGCAGGAUGAUAGCAUCGUUGGAACAAGGCAGUUUAGGCACAGUGUUGCUGUAAUGCCUUUCACUGGAACGCUUUCGUCGAGUAGUCCUGACCUGUUGCAACCUGCUACUAGUCUGCUUGAUUUCACAAAUCCUACAGUUGCAGGUUUUUAUAACAUACCAGAUCAAGUCAUCCGAGUCUUUAAAGCCGAUCAGCAAAGUUGUUACAUCAUCAUCAGCAAAGAUACAACUGCAAAAGAAGUUGUUGCCCAUUCUGUCCAUGAAUUUGGACUGGCUGCACCACCUGAAACUUACUCACUCUGUGAGGUUUCUAUAAGCCCUGAAGGUGUCAUCAAGCAAAGGAGACUGCCUGAUCAAUUAUCUAAACUGGCUGAUCGAAUCCAACUGAAUGGCAGAUACUAUCUGAAGAAUAAUAUGGAAACAGAAACUCUUUGCUCAGAUGAAGAUGCGCAGGAAUUAUUAAGGGAAAGCCAAAUAUGUCUGCUGCAACUCAGCACCAUUGAGGUAGCAACUCAACUAUCAAUGCGUGACUUUGAAUUGUUCCGUAACAUUGAACCAACUGAAUAUAUAGAUGACCUGUUCAGAAGAGAGUCAAAAACAGGAAACGUACAUCUCAAGCAAUUUGAGGAUAUUAUCAAUCAGGAAACAUUCUGGGUUGCCACUGAGAUUUUGAAGGAAACUGUUCAGUGGAAAAGGGUGAAGAUAAUUAAACAUUUCAUCAAAAUUGCCCUCCACUGCAGAGAAUGCAAGAACUUCAAUUCCAUGUUUGCAAUCAUCAGUGGGCUAAAUCUUGCACCAGUUGCACGCCUGAGAAGCACUUGGGAAAAACUGCCAAGCAAGUAUGAGAAGCUACUCCGGGACCUUCAAGAUCUCUUUGAUCCUUCGAGAAACAUGGCAAAAUAUAGAAAUGUUCUUAGUAGCCAGAGUCUACAGCCUCCCAUCAUUCCACUGUUCCCAGUAGUCAAAAAAGAUCUCACUUUCCUGCACGAAGGAAAUGAUUCCAAAGUUGAAGGUUUGGCAAACUUUGAGAAACUACGGAUGAUUGCAAAGGAGAUUCGACAUGUUGUCCGUAUGACUUCUGUAAACAUGGAUCCUGCUGUAAUGUUCAGAAAUAGGAAGAAGAGAUGGAGGAGUUUGGGGUCAUUAAGUCAAGGCAGCACAAAUUCCAACAUGCUAGAAUCAGUACAAGGUGGGGGCCACAAGAAGCGAGUACGCCGGAGCUCUCUGCUCAAUGCCAAGAAGCUUUACGAGGAUGCCCAGAUGGCUCGGAAGGUGAAACAGUAUCUCUCGAACUUAAAUGUUGAGACUGAUGAAGAGAAAAUCCAAAUAAUGUCACUGCAGUGUGAGCCUGCCUAUAGCACGUUAAGCAAAACAUUUGGUGAAAGACGAUCAUAUAAAAGCUCAGAUAUGUCUCCAAUGACUAUGAGGUCAUGUGGUCAACCAGGAAAACACCAGUCACAACAGCGAGUGAGUCAAGCCCUGCAAGUACCAUCUUUGUACCCAUCGCGGAAGAAAGUAUCAGCUGCAUCGUUUGGCACUAAUUCUCCUCAGUCCUCCAAAAAGCCUCUAAUAGUGUCUGAGGAAGUGCAAACGGAUAGAAGCAAGAAAAGCACGGAAGAUGCGGUGUCAACAACAUCAUCUCAACUUUCAUCUCCUCCUGUAUCUCCUCAGAGCUCUCCCCGGAAAGCUUUGGCUCUGGCUCCUAUUACAAGAGUCGACAAUUUCUCGGACUCAAGUCACAGUGAAAUUUCAUCACGAUCCAGCAUUGUCAGCAACUGCUCGGGUGACUCCAUGUGUGCUGUUCUACAGGAUGAAAGAUGUUUACCACAAUCUCUCAGUGUCCCAGAUAACGUGGAAGCAACUGGAGGGAAAAAUGUGCAUCCAGCAACCAGAUCUGCACAACCUUACCCAAGUUCUUCUGUAAUUUUAAGUACUGAAAAGCGAGGGUGCCUGGUUAUGGAUUCAGCAGUCACAUCUUCAAGUAAUGAAGAGUUGGCCCGCGAACACAAUGAUCACAACUCAAUUGAUGCAGCGGACAGUGGCCGUGGAAGCUGGACUUCCUGCUCCAGCAUCUCCCAUGACAGCUUCCAGACAAUCCAAAAUCAGAAAAGUUGGGACCUACUAAAUGCAUCUAAAUAUAAUCAUACUUUAGAUGGACCAAUUGCAGAAACUGAACUGACACAAUCUUGGACCACAGGCUCUCACUUAAACUCUGGAGACCUGACUAAAAGUACUUGUCCGAUUCAGUCUAAAGACACCAUUGAAUAUGUUCAUUCCAGGGAAAGCUGGACACCUUCAACAAAUUCUCACUUGGACAAGUUUGAAAUGGAUUGUGGGACUGCAAAACGAAUAGACUUGCACGAGACUACAGUUGAAGCAUCUGGGCGCAAUGCAAGUGUUUCAAACUCUAAGUCAAACACUGAUCCCUCUUACAAAGCUGUUACUUCAACCACAGAAAAGGGUCUUAUUGUGUAUUGUGUUACUGCAGCACAAAGGGAUGGCAGGUACAGAGAGCCACCACCCACUCCUCCAGGAUACGUGGGAAUUCCGAUAGCAGACAUUAAGGAAGGAGGACAUCACCAUCCACGCUUAAAACCCCCGGACUAUAAUGUGGCAUUGCAGAGGUCACGGAUGAUAACACAGACAUGUGACCCAGCUAGACUACUAUCGGUUCCCAUUGCUAACCAACCAACAUCAAGCAACCAGCCCAAAGCUCUGGGCCUACCUCACUGGCACAAAAUCUCUGAAUCCGACCCCAGAUUAGUACAGCUUAACCAUCAGGAUCUUCAAGAUAACGAAGAUGAUGAAGAUGAGCAAGUUUCUGCAGUUUGACCCUUGGAACGUUUCAGGUUACCACCAUGACGUGGAACACAGGACUCCUAAAGAUUGCAUACUUUUUUUUCCAGAAUGAAGGCAGCUGUUUUGUUUUCCAUUCUUUCUGCCUUAAAGUGCAUCUUCAAUGUGUGAUGUGCUGCAUGCGGCAAGACCAGGAGGAUCUGACCACGUUGUCUUUGAGUAGUUUUUAAAUCAAAUAUUCUUCAGUUUUCCAGGCUUGUAAAGCAGCACUCUAUCUGAAGUAUAGUACUUGAUAAAAUUAUUCUUGCCAAAUUGUUUUUAAUCUUGGAAGUAUUAGAUGUUAGACUGCAAGAUUGUCUUAAUAAAUGAAUUGAAUUGUAUUGUACUUUAUCGCUAAUGCAUAAUUGGAAUGUAAACACAUUAUACAAAUAACUAGACUGCUUUGGGUUGACAACUGCAAAUCAUAUAUUGUUUUAAAUUAUGAAUUGCACCAAAAAUGGUGUAUAACAUUUCUCUUGAAUGUGUUUAUACCAUUUAGGUGAUUCAGAUUAGAUUAGUUCCUAUUCAAUUUUAAUGGAAGCUUCAUUGACAUAUGUUUUAAUACUGUAUUGGCAUAGGUUUUAAGGGGUUCAUGCAAGUGUGUGAUGAAGGCCAAUCAUUUCACCUAUUAAUGAUUUUAUGAACUAUUCUUCUCCAAUUUGAUGGCUGACAGGAGGGAUCUGCACAAGUGUUUAGUUUUGUCCUUUGAGACGCUGGCCUGUGAAAAAAGGCUGUGCAUCUUUUCCAGGUCAUUAAUGGCAAAUGGAGGCCCCCACAAGUUUCCCAUCAUCACAUCUACCAUUCCCGUUCCCUAUCUUGUCCAACAUGCUCCCAGUAUUUUCUACUCUGCCACCCCAAGGUCAGCCAACAUGAAGUUUCGGGUUUAUCUGAAGGCCCAUGUCCAUCAAUGAACAAUGAACACCUUUUCCUGAGCUGUGAUGUUGUUCUGGCAGUGGUCACAGUACCUGGCAGAAAAUGUAAAAAGAGAUGACUUGGCCAGGUGGAAGUUGAUGCACAUGCAGCGUUUAUGCCAAGAUGCAAGGAGUCUACCCUUAAUAGCACAUCUUUUUUUUUACAUGAAGCCCUAUUUGGUAAAUAUUCUUGUUGCUUGAAGUGCCUGUGCAGUAGAAGAGCAGAAUAUGACAUCUGGUGGCAUAAAUUCAUGCAUGUGCUUCUCAGAUGCUGUGCACAUACAUAUGAGUGGAAUCUGUCUGGAUUAAGCCCCUGUUUUGCAUUAAACCAAAGACAGAUGAAGAUAGCCCACUUAGAGCUGCAGAAGUGGCUUGUGUGGCACUGCAUCAAAUCAGUGGCAUAUCAGUUCACUGUCCAAGCUAUGCUUCAGAUUUGCUGAUUAUUGAAAAUGUUGUGUUGUGUAACUGCUUAACAAGUUAUUUAAAAUAUAUCAGUAUUUGCUUGGGCCUUUGUACACACAGGAAAUCUUUUCAAUUGCUGAGUGUACAGUUUAACUUGUAGUUUAUUUUUAACCAUACAAAUUUGUUUUUUGUACUAAGUGAUCAAUCCCACUUUUUCUAUUUGACAGUCAAUACAGAAAAAAAUUGUCCCCAGAAUUAACACUUUCAGGCAUCCAGAAACUAGCUUUUAAUUACUUAUUAGAUGGUCUAGUUAUUUGUAUAUGAUCGUAUAUGUAACUGGAAAAACUUUAUUUUCGUCACAAGAAACCUCUUACAUUGGCUAAUAACUAGUAGUGUAAUAAGAUUACUUGAUAUUUCUAAACAGAAUCAUUUCACUGUGGCAUUGACUUCACACCUUAUUUGGUGAGAAAAGUUUACAAGGCGAGCAAGUUCAAUUUAUUAUACUUAAUUAUUUUUGCCAGAAUUAAUUUGUCUCCCAGAUUGUGAUAGGCCAUCAGUUAUGGUCAGGAUAUUUUGGGAACAGUACCUUGUGCCUUCAUUUAAUAGUAGGGGCAGCAAGGUUUUUGAAACCAAGUAGUAAAUUAAAACAAGUACAGUAUUAUGAUUACCAGAAAUUUCCUCCUGAAAAGACUAAUAUGGUUCCUGCCUCUGAAUUGUAAAUAAGUGGAGAUAUAAAAAGAUAAAACUAUAUCCUGAUUAGUUUUCCUUAUAUUCAGAUUACAGUGUGGCCAGCAUCUGCUUGUCCUAACCUGUGACUGUUUGGAAAUUUAGCUGAUCAUAUUGAUCAGUUUGUUCAACAAGAUUGUGUAGUAUUCAUAGUAGCAGAUCUUUGCUGUACUUUAUUUAAGUCUAAUUUAAAACUCUUCAAGCUUAGGUGAUUGUUUGCUUUUUGUUUCAAAAAGUCAUUUGUUGAUGGUAUUUUGGGCUUUAUUUUUGAUAUACAUAUAUAUUAUAUAUAAAUAGAUACAAAAAACUGGACUGCACUUCAUGGACAAUGUAUUAUCCAAUCAGGCGUUAGGCGUAUUGAAUAAGCUGCACAAUCAUUAUAAGCAUACAGGUAUUAGAAAAAUAUUCUGCACAUGCCCAUUCACAAAAGGAGUCAUUGUAAAGUAUAAUGUAAUCAACUAAUGUUUUUUUCUCAUACUUUUGAUACUACUUGUAACUUAUGUCUUUUAGAAAGACAGUUGUCUGUAUGCUUUUUUCGUACUUUUAUCAGUGAUUGUACAUAUUUGUUAUAUUUUUG